This is a messenger RNA of Argentina anserina (silverweed cinquefoil), 3859 nucleotides long. RefSeq names its product LRR receptor-like serine/threonine-protein kinase RPK2. The coding region runs from base 157 to 3552 and encodes 1131 amino acids. The record is from RefSeq and is a predicted model, not a curated record. The transcript has a single exon. Gene Ontology annotation, molecular function: protein binding; protein kinase activity; ATP binding. Lineage: Eukaryota; Viridiplantae; Streptophyta; Magnoliopsida; Rosales; Rosaceae. Gene Ontology annotation, biological process: protein phosphorylation.
GACCUAAACUCUAUCUUUCCUUCUUCUUCUUCUCUAUUGUCACACCACCCCCAAAAAAUUUCAGAGCUAGGGUUUGUCCUAAACCCCUCUCUACUCUUUCUAGGGUUUUGAGGGUCCUGAUCUUCCCAACUCCUCCUCCGACCCGUUUUCCCCCAAAUGGGUCUCCGAUCUUCUCCCUCUCCGGCCAUCAAUCCCCUCUCUUUUUCACCACCCACUUCGCCGCUGCUCCUUCUCAACCUCCUUUUACUCUUCCUCGCCUCCCAAAACGGCGUCGCUUGGGCGGACACCGACGCAUCGGCGCUGCUUCAGCUCAAAAACUCGGUCUUGGACUCGGCGGGGUUGCUGUCGAGCUGGGGCGCGUCCAAUUCCACCGCAGCUCACUGCGCGUGGGCCGGCGUCUCCUGCGGCGCCGAUUCCCGCGUCGUGGCUCUCAACAUUACCGGAGGUACGUGCGUUGAUUACGGCCAGUUUCCGUUUUACGGGCUCGGGAUUAGGCGCCGGAGCUGUGUCGGCGGCGGCGGAGGGAGGCUGGUCGGGAAGCUCCCUUCUGUGAUUGGUAAUCUCACUGAGCUCAAGGUCUUGUCUUUACCGUUUAACGGCUUCGCCGGUGCGGUCCCUUUUGAAAUUUGGGGGUUGGAGAAGCUGGAGGUGCUUGAUCUCGAAGGGAACUCGAUUUCCGGGUCUUUGCCGGGUCGGGUGAACCCGAAUUUGCGGGUUUUGAAUCUUGGGUUUAAUAAGAUUCAGGGUGAGAUACCGAUCUUUAACGCAGUGAGUUUAGAGAUCUUGAAUUUAGCUGGGAAUAGAGUUAAUGGGAGUGUUCCCGGGUUUGUCGGAAAGUUGAAGGGAGUAUACUUGUCGUUUAACUGGCUCAGUGGGUAUGUACCUAGUGAGAUUGGAGAGAAUUGCGGGAGGCUUGAGCAUCUUGACUUGUCGGGGAACUUCUUGGUGAGUACGAUUCCGACUAGUUUGGGGAAUUGUAGUAAGCUGAGGACAUUGUUGUUGUAUUCGAACAUGUUGGAGGAAGGGGUUCCGGCGGAGCUGGGGCGGCUUCAGGAGCUGGAAGUGUUGGAUGUGUCUAGGAAUAGCUUGAGUGGUUCGUUGCCGAGGGAGAUUGGGAACUGUUCUAUGCUGUCUGUCCUUGUGCUGUCGUCGCUGUAUAAUGCACUUCCUCUUGUGAGGGGGAAUGAUACGGAUGACUCAUUGUUGGAGCAGUUGAGUUCUAUGAAUGAUGAUUUCAAUUACUUUCUAGGGGCGUUGCCGAGGGAGAUUACGAGGCUUCCGAAGCUGAAGAUCUUGUGGGCGCCAAGGGCGAGUAUUGAUGGCAGCUUUCCGAGUGAUUGGGGUGCUUGUGAGAACUUGGAAAUGGUCAAUUUGGCUCAGAAUUUCUUGAAUGGGGAAAUCUCCAGUGGGCUUAGCCGCUGCCAGAAGCUUCAUUUUCUCGACGUAAGCUCUAUGAAGCUUACUGGGGAGCUUGUUCAGGUUGUUCAGAUUCCAUGUAUGACUAUGCUUGAUGUCAGUGGAAAUUUCUUGUCUGGUUCAAUGCCUGAAUAUGCCAACAGCACAUGUCGUCCUUUUUCCUCGGUGGAGUUUUCUAUCAAAGAUGACGACUUUACUGCUCCCUAUAGAGCAUUUUUCGAAUCGAAAGCUCAAGCUGGAAUGCCAUUGCUGUGGCACAAAGAGAACGAUGAUGUUGUAGUUAUUCACAACUUCCGGCACAAUAAUUUUACCGGCACUCUGCCGUCACUGCCCAUUGCACCUGAGAGGUUUCAGAAAAAAAUUCUCUAUGCAUUCCUUGCUGGAGAGAACAAGCUUACUGGAGCAUUACCAGGUAAUUUGUUUGGGAAGUGUCAGGGAUUAGAUUCACUGGUUGUUAAUGUGAGCAACAACAGGUUAGAUGGGAAGAUUCCAACUGAAUUUGGUAAAAUGUGCAAAUCUCUCAAGUUUUUAGAUGCAUCUGUUAAUCAGAUUAUGGGUUCCAUUCCCCCUAGUUUUGGAGAGUUGGUGUCUCUUGGUGGCCUUAACUUGAGUUCAAACAUGUUGGAAGGUCCAAUUCCGACCAAUAUUGGCCAGAUUAGGGAUCUGCAGCACCUUUCUUUGUCCGGUAAUAACAUUACAGGUGAUAUUCCUGCUAGUUUGGGGCAGCUUUACUCCUUGCAUGUGCUUGAGCUAUCUCGGAACAACCUCGCUGGCGAGAUACCAAAAGAUCUUGUGAACUUGCGAAGCUUGAGAGUUCUUCUGCUGGACUACAAUAAACUCUCUGGCCAGAUUCCUUCUGGUUUGGCUAAUGUGACCACGCUCUCAGCCUUCAAUGUGUCGUACAAUAACUUGUCUGGUUCACUGCCUUUGAACAAUAACCUGAUGAAUUGCAAUACUGCUAUUGGAAACCGCUAUUUGAGUUCAUGUCCCACACUUUCUCAAGAACAUCCAGCUUUUUCUCAAGGAAGAGUUGGCGAUUCAGAACCUUAUGCUUCACCAUUGGUUAGUACUGAGAAGACUGGCAGUAGCAGUUUCAAUUCAAUUGAAAUAGCAUCUAUUACAUCGGCAUCGGCCAUUGUUUUAGUGCUUCUAGCUCUUGUUGUUCUGUUUUUGUAUACACGGAGGUGGAAUCGGAAGUCUGGAGGUAUAGGCCCUACGAGAAAGGAAGUUACAGUUUUCACAAACUUUGGCGUUCCACUGACCUUUGAGAGUGUUGUCCGGGCCACGGGGAGCUUCAAUGCUAGCAACUGUAUUGGGAAUGGAGGUUUUGGAGCAACUUAUAAGGCAGAGGUAGCACCUGGAAUUCUAGUGGCGAUAAAACGGCUUGCAGUUGGAAGGUUCCAAGGUGUGCAACAGUUUCAUGCAGAAAUCAAGACUCUGGGAAGGCUUAGACAUCCAAAUCUGGUCACUUUACUAGGUUAUCAUGCCAGUGAAACAGAGAUGUUCCUUAUAUAUAACUAUUUUCCUGGUGGUAAUCUGGAAAAAUUUAUUCAGGAAAGGUCUACCAGGGCUGUGGAUUGGAAGAUACUUCACAAGAUCGCUUUGGAUAUAGCCCGUGCACUUUCCUACCUACAUGAUCAGUGUGUACCUCGUGUCCUUCAUCGUGAUGUCAAGCCCAGCAAUAUUUUGUUGGAUGACGAUUUCAAUGCAUUUCUAUCAGACUUUGGUUUGGCCAGACUUCUUGGAACUUCAGAAACCCAUGCUACAACUGGUGUAGCUGGGACUUUUGGAUAUGUUGCCCCAGAAUAUGCAAUGACGUGUCGUGUUUCAGAUAAAUCCGAUGUGUAUAGUUAUGGUGUGGUGCUUCUCGAGUUGCUCUCUGACAAGAAAGUGUUGGAUCCUUCCUUUUCCUCAUAUGGAAAUGGAUUCAACAUCGUUGCUUGGGCAUGUAUGCUUCUUCGACAAGGCCGUGCAAAGGAAUUCUUUUCAGCUGGGUUGUGGGAUGCAGGCCCCCAUGAUGAUUUGGUAGAAGUUCUACACUUGGCAGUGGUAUGUACGGUUGAUUCUCUCUCAACUAGGCCUACUAUGAGGCAAGUUGUUCGACGGCUGAAGCAACUUCAACCCCCCUCAUGUUAGCUGUCUGAUGAUGUUUGUACUGGUUAACAUUAGUUAUCUGUAGAAAAGAGGAGCCGUUGUAAUCUGUGCUUUUGCACCGAGCCCCCUUUGGCGACUGGCCUUAGGUUAAACUUUAGAACUGUAGUCACCCCACUUGUACAGUGUUCGGCAGUUGUACACUACUUGUACCCCCAAUUUUUGUUUUUGAUAUAUAUUGCUGUGAUUAGGGGCCUUGAUGGUGGAUCUGCAGAAGAAUGCAGAUGUUUAUUUCCUUGUCCCAAGUGUGUAUAUUACAUUUGUUGUUCAAUAAAACAUUGAGUUGAUUAUA